Ceratotherium simum simum (southern white rhinoceros) is the source of this 1158-nucleotide messenger RNA. RefSeq names its product NK3 homeobox 1 (gene NKX3-1). Gene Ontology annotation, cellular component: nucleus. Gene Ontology annotation, molecular function: DNA-binding transcription factor activity, RNA polymerase II-specific; RNA polymerase II cis-regulatory region sequence-specific DNA binding. Gene Ontology annotation, biological process: regulation of transcription by RNA polymerase II; cell differentiation. The record is from RefSeq and is a predicted model, not a curated record. Lineage: Eukaryota; Metazoa; Chordata; Mammalia; Perissodactyla; Rhinocerotidae.
CGCAGCCCGGGCUUGGGCGCGAGCGCCGGGGCCGAGCCGCCGAGAUGCUGAGGGCUGCGGAGCCGCGGCCCGAGGAGGCGGGGGCGGCCAGCUGCAGCGCCCAGGCCGCACUUCCCUCCCAGUCCAAGCCGCUCACCUCCUUCCUCAUCCAGGACAUUCUGCGGGACGGCCCGGAGCGGCGCGGCAGCCACGCGGGCAGCUCCCAGCCCCCGCGCCAUCCACAGCCCCCGCGCCGGCCGGACCCGAAGCGAGACCCUGAGCCGGAGUUCGGGGGAGGAAGGGGAGGCUCCGGGGCGCCCGAGGACGAGCCGAGCGCCCGGCCCCACACUGCGCCAGGGGAGGCCGAGACGCCGGCGGACACCGAGCCAGAUAGGCACUUUGAGACUUAUCUGUUGGACUGUGAAAACACUUCAGACGCCUUACCACGCCUUCCUCAAACCCCCAAGCAGCCGCAGAAGCGCUCCCGUGCCGCCUUCUCCCACAGUCAGGUCAUUGAGCUAGAGAGGAAGUUUAGCCACCAGAAGUACCUGUCAGCCCCGGAAAGGGCCCACCUGGCCAAGAACCUCAAGCUUACCGAGACCCAAGUGAAAAUAUGGUUCCAGAACAGACGCUAUAAGACCAAGCGAAAGCAGCUCACCUCGGACCUGGGCGACCUGGAGAAGGCCCCCUCCUUGCCAUCUUUGAAAGAGGAGGCCUUCUCCCGGGCCUCCCUCAUCUCCAUGUAUCACAGCUAUCCUUACUACCCCUACCUUUACUGCUUGGGAGGCUGGAGCCCGGCCUUCUGGUAACGCCAGCUCAGAUGACAACCAUGCGUGAUCAAAAACUGCCUUCCCCAUGUUGUCUCUCUGGAAGGCAAAAGGGGCUGGGAGGACUGGGGAGCAAGAGGCGUGCAGACCACAACUGUUGGAGGUUUGCAUGGAAAUCCCAGAUUCUUCACUGGUGGGCUGAUGAAAGAUCUGGGACGGUGAAUAAUUUAAUAUCCAGAUAGUCCCCCCACACAUAACGUAAGUCAGUUUUGCUCUUCGAGACCUGCUGUAAGUGGGGAGGGAUAAAGCCAGGUGCUGUGUCUAGCACUUUGUAUGACUUCAUAUGAGCUGUCCACAUCACUGCUGAGGAUUCCGUUCCUACAGCUCCAUCCUCUUGUGUAAGUGAGCAUCA